Messenger RNA from Solea solea (common sole), 2583 nucleotides. RefSeq names its product lysine acetyltransferase 14 (gene kat14). The transcript has 10 exons. The coding region runs from base 1 to 2382 and encodes 793 amino acids. Gene Ontology annotation, molecular function: acyltransferase activity, transferring groups other than amino-acyl groups. The record is from RefSeq and is a predicted model, not a curated record. NCBI's taxonomy places the organism in Eukaryota, Metazoa, Chordata, Actinopteri, Pleuronectiformes, Soleidae.
AUGGACAGCAGCGGGGAGCAGCUGGGCGGCGCUGAGGACGAGGCGGCGUGUACAUCGGCUUCGGAGGGUCUGGAGGAGGGUGAGGUGGAGGGAGAGACGCUGCUGAUCGUGGAGUCUGAGGACCAGGGCUCUGUGGAUCUGUCACAUGACCAGAGUGGCGACUCGCUGACCAGCGAUGUGGGCGAGGAGGGCGACGGCAGCUGGGCCUGUGAGGACAUGUCCUUCUACUGCGACCGCUGCCACAAGUGGACUCCUGCAGCUCAGCUACGUGGUGAACAACCAAGUUACCUGAAGGGAGACAACUUCUUCAAAUUCAGCUGCUGUGACUGUUCUGACGACGGAAAAGAGAGUUUCGAAAGAAUGAGACUCACCUGGCAACAGGUGGUGAUGUUGGCCAUGUACAACCUGUCUCUGGAGGGAACAGGUCGUCAGGGUUAUUUCAGGUGGAAGGAGGACAUCUGUGCGUUCAUUGGUCGACACUGGAACUUCCUGUUGGGGACGAGGAAAAAGACGUCCACGUGGUGGAGCACGGUGGCGGGCUGUCUGUCGGUCGGAAGCCCCACCUUCUUCCGUUCCGGAGCACAGGAGUUCGGCGAGCCCGGCUGGUGGAAGCUGGUCCAGAACCGACCUCCGACCCUGAGACCCGAGGUGGAGAAGUCCACCGUUAAGAUUAAAGCCUCCAAACCUGUUGUGGAUCCAAUCAUCACCGUGGAGGGUCUGAGGAAACGCGGGGCCAGGAACCCUGUGGAGAACGCCAUGCAGCUGAAGGAGAAGCGUUGUCGCACACAGGAGGCCAAAGAGAUCCGACGAGCUCAGAAGGAGGCAGCGGGAGGCUACACGGACCGCAGCACCUCCUCCACACCAGUGAAACUAGGCGGAGCUCGUGGUGGGAGCAGUGGACGGCGUCCAGAUCUGGUCCUGGAGAAAGGUGAGGUCAUUGACUUCUCCUCUCUCAGCUCUUCAGACCGAACGCCGCUCACCAGCCCGUCACCGUCACCCUCACCCGACUUCUCCGCCCCGGGGACGCCGGCCUCUCACUCGGCCACGCCCAGCCUGCUGUCAGAGGCGGACCUCAUCCCGGAUGCCAUGCCUCCACAGGCACUGUUCCAUGAUGACGAGGAGAUGGAGACGGAGGGGAUGAUCGACCCAGGGAUGGAGUACAUCCCACCACCCUGCACCAGCCUUGUCGCCCGCAAGAAGCUCCGCCCACCGCCAGCUCACAUUAAACGAGAAGCGGAGAGUGAGGACGAAGAAGGCCACGAGCGUGAAGAUGACUUUGAGGAACCGGGGGGACGAAACAAAGGUGUGUCUCUGUCCACGGGGGCGUGUCCUGUUACCGGAGCACCUGAGCGCAGGAGGAUGACUCAUCAAGAGAAAGCAGGUGCCGGCACCGGCGUCUCCCACAAUACUCGCCACGGCCCGUUGACGCUGUACGAGGAGAAGAUGCUGUUGCGGCGCCUGGACGCCUGUCCGCUGGCUUUAGCUGUGACCUCACAGGCCAAACGUCUCCACAGGAAGCUGCUGGUCCGACAGGCCAAGAGGCAGAGAGGACUCCCCCUGCUGGACAUUGACCGUGCCGUCAGCGCCACCCUCAGUCUAGUGGGAGGGAUCUACGGUGCCCAGGAAGCGGGGACAAUGAUGGGAGGUGGAAUCAUUGGAAAGUACUGCACAAACAGUCAGGAGCUGAGGAUUCUGGAUCGAUUCCAGACGAAGGUCUCGGCCAGGAGGGGGCUCCAGCAGCAGUCUGUGUCCUUCUGGCACCGUCUGAUGGGAGCACAGGGAAGUUUGGAUCAGAGCAUCAAGAGUCCGUACACGUCACGCAUCCUCAAGCCCUACAUCAGGAGAGAUUACGAGAACCGUCCUCUGAAGCUCAGGUUGUUGGCUGAGAUCAAAGCCCGUCCUCACAGGAAAGAUCCUGAUUGGCUCCCUGAGGCUGACGCUCCCAUUGACUACUGCUACGUGCGUCCAAACCACAUUCCCUCCGUCAACGCCAUGUGUCACGACAGCUUCUGGCCAGGUGUGGAUCUAUCAGAGUGUCUGCAGUACCCGGACUUCAGCGUGGUUGCUCUCUACAAGAAGGUGGUGGUCGGCUUCGGCUUCAUGGUUCCUGACGUCAAGUACAACGAGGCGUACAUCUCCUUCCUGCUGGUCCACCCUGAGUGGAGGAGAGCCGGGGUCGGAACCUUCAUGAUCUACCACCUGAUCCAGACGUGUAUGGGGAAGGACGUGACGCUGCACGUGUCGGCCAGUAACCCAGCCAUGCUGCUCUACCAGAAGUUUGGAUUCAAAGCAGAGGAGUACAUUCUGGACUUCUACGAUAAAUAUUACCCCAUUGACAGUGCCGAGUGUCGCCACGCCUUCUUCCUGCGUCUGCGGCGCUGACAUAUCUGCACAGGUUUCAGCCAAUCAGGAAGCAGCUAAUGAUUUUCAUCUAAAAAAUUAAGCCGUUUCUCCAGCAGGGGGAGCUGGACAUGUGACUGUCGCUCUCUACAGGAAACACAAAUUAACAGCUGUAAUGUUAGCAGGUUAGCAUGUGGCUAAUAUCAUGUGACUCCAGACCAAUAAAGAGAUGUUUGUUUCAAA